AUGGACCCCGCCCCGGCAUUAGUAGAGGGGCAGGGCUUGCGAAUUGCUGUUGAAGGAUGUGGCCAUGGCACGCUGGAUGCUAUCUACGCAGCAGUGCAGAAAGCAUGCGAGGUUCGAGGUUGGGACGGGGUUGACCUCCUCAUUAUUGGGGGAGACUUUCAGGCAGUUCGAAAUGCCUCUGACUUAACCGUCAUGUCUUGCCCGGUCAAAUACCGCGAGAUUGGCGAUUUCCACAAGUACUACAGUGGAACUGCCAAAGCACCAUACCUUACAAUAUUCAUCGGAGGCAAUCAUGAAGCUAGCAGUCAUCUCUGGGAGAUUUUUUAUGGUGGCUGGGUCGCACCAAAUAUCUAUUACAUGGGGGCAGCCAAUGUUGUACGAGUCGGUGGAGUACGAAUUGCUGGCAUGUCCGGCAUCUGGAAAGGCAGAGACUACAACAAGCAUCACCACGAACGAUUACCUUACAACCAAGACGAUGUCAAAACCAUUUAUCACGUCCGGGAGAUUGACAUCCGAAAGCUCCUUCAGCUGAAAUCCCAAGUCGACAUCUGCAUCAGCCAUGACUGGCCCCGAGCGAUUGAGAAUCAUGGAGAUUCAAGAGCAUUGUUCAGAUGGAAACCCGACUUUGAACAAGAAUCGAAGGAAGGAACAUUAGGUAACCAAGCCGCAACAUAUGUCAUGGAUCGCCUUCGACCUCCAUAUUGGUUUGCAGCUCACAUGCAUUGCAAAUUUGCUGCAGCCAAGAGCUAUGAAGAUACCACAGAAGACAAUGCAGCCUCAUUACCGUCGUCAGUUGAAGCAGACCACCAUCAUCCACCAGCUAAAACAGCAGAAGAUCCGGUGAUUGCAGCAGCUGCUCACAAUGCAGACGAAAUUGAUCUUGACAUGGACGAUGAAGAAACGCUACCGCCUCCCAAGCUUGCUCCGACCAACGGUUCAGUAUCCACAUCCACUACUACAAAUCAAUAUGAAUUAGAUAUGGAUGGCGAUAAAAAGUUGCCCGAGGUGUCCGCUGCAGCUACAAUUCCAUCUUCCGUUCCUUCCGACCUUCGUGCGCAACUACCUGCUGCUUUUUCAGCACCUUCAGCACAAUCUUCCCGACAGGUACCUGGGCAACCUAAACCUCGCGAAGUCACCAACAAGACAGUGAGAUUUCUUGCAUUAGAUAAAUGUCUACCUAGCCGCAAAUUCUUACAACUCCUCGAAGUCCACCCGCAUGCGAAAACCAAUCAUGAGUUCCCGGCAUCUCAGUCAAUUCCAAGGCCAAAGCCCAAAUUCGAGUACGAUCCAGAAUGGCUUGCAAUAACCCGAGUAUUUGCUCCAAGUAUUGUUUUGGGAAACAAACAAGCCCUACCUGCAAAAGAUCUGGGCGAGGCUAACUAUCGUCCCCUGAUAGAGAAAGAGCAAGAUUGGGUCAACGAACACAUUGUCAAAACGGACAAGCUGGAGAUCCCGGAGAAUUUUGUCAUAACGGCUCCGAUAUUUCACGUCGGAAUGCCAGAAAUUGUGAACGAAGGACCUGUCGAGUACAGCAAUCCGCAAAUGCAACAGUACUGCCAGCUGGUCGGAAUUGAGAACAAGUUCUUUGCAACACAAGAAUGGAGAGACGAGAGAAUGAGUUUGGGGCCUGCCCCAGAAGAGGAGAGACGCGACGGUGGAUUUGGAAGGGGGAGAGGAAGAGGCGGUCGAGGCGGUCGAGGCGGUCGAGGAGGAGGAGGACGUGGAGGGGGUCGGGGCCAAGGCCGUGGUGGAGGACGAGGACGUGGAAGAGGAUGGUAA
This is a messenger RNA of Lachnellula hyalina, 1779 nucleotides long. It is a transcript of the gene dbr1, whose product is annotated as Lariat debranching enzyme. Gene Ontology annotation, molecular function: RNA lariat debranching enzyme activity. The coding region runs from base 1 to 1779 and encodes 592 amino acids. NCBI's taxonomy places the organism in Eukaryota, Fungi, Ascomycota, Leotiomycetes, Helotiales, Lachnaceae. The record is from RefSeq and is a predicted model, not a curated record. The transcript has 3 exons. Gene Ontology annotation, cellular component: nucleus. Gene Ontology annotation, biological process: mRNA splicing, via spliceosome.